This is a messenger RNA of Daphnia magna, 951 nucleotides long. Its product is annotated as probable transcriptional regulatory protein Ppro_2673. Gene Ontology annotation, cellular component: mitochondrion. The transcript has 5 exons. NCBI's taxonomy places the organism in Eukaryota, Metazoa, Arthropoda, Branchiopoda, Diplostraca, Daphniidae. The record is from RefSeq and is a predicted model, not a curated record. The coding region runs from base 152 to 922 and encodes 256 amino acids.
ACUAGUUCGACUUCGUCUAGCAGUUUUGCGUUUGCCUAAACCGUAAUUUUUUACAAUUCAAAUCACAUCAGGGUAUUGUAAAAACGUUAAAUAUCUGGGACUUUCCUUUUUUGCACACAUACAUCUGCAUGUAAAACUAACAUCGAUAGAAAUGUUUAAAAGGUCACAUUUAAGUUUUCUUGUCUCGCUAUCGAGAAACAUGGCAGGGCACAGUAAGUGGGCUAAUAUCAAGCAUAUAAAAGGUGCCAAAGAUGCUGAAAGGGCUGAUCUCCAUAUGAAACUUUUUCGACAAAUUAAGGCAGUUAUCAAAGAACAAGGCUCAUCUGAUCCAAAACAAAAUAUCAAACUAGCCCAUCUUGUAGAGCAAGCACGUCAACACAAUGUGCCAGUAGAGAAGGUACACCAAGUACUGAAAAGUGCUGCUCAGUCACAAGAAGAUUUAAAGCAAUAUAUUCUGGAAGUCAGAGGUCCCAAAGGAACUUUUUUUGUACUUGAGGUUCUCUCUACCAGUUAUUUAAAAGCAAAACAGGGUAUCAAUACAAUCAACAGAAAGUUCAAUGGAUCUUGGGCAGAUGGAGUUUCAAACAAUUUGUUUAAUCAUAAAGGAUUAAUAAAGGUUUCCCCACUAUCACAAGGCCAAACACUUGAACAAGUUCUUGAUGAUGCAAUUAAUGUAGGAGCUGAAGAUGUCACAGCUGAAGAAGAGGGGCAUUUUGUCUUUACAUGCAACCCUAGAGAUUUUUUUAACAUCAGAAGAGCUAUAAACCAACUUGGCUACAAUGUAAUAGAAUCUGAUUUACAUUAUAUCCCAUUAAGUAGAGUACUAAUUGAAUCCGAAGAAGAUAUAGCGUUAGUAUCGAAGUUGUACAGCAAAUUAGAAGAAGAACCUGAUGUUGUAAAAAUUCAUGAUAAUAUUGAAUGAUUAGGAGUACAAUAAAAAAUUGUCUUAGA